AUGGGGAAGGUAUUACAGAAGAAGAAGAACCGAUCUUCAAACCCCAAGGUGAAGCAUAAGAGCAAGAAGGCCAAGAACGGAAAUAAGAAGAUAAACGUCUUUGGAAAUGCCGUUAUCAAGAGUAACUGGGAUAAGAAGUUAACGCUUACCCAGAAUUACCGCCGACUCGGCCUGACGUCUCGCUUAAAUGCACCUGCAGGUGGAAUAGAGAAGAAGGCAUCCAAGGACAACGAUACCAUACGGUCCGGUCCAAGUGAGGCCUUCCAUGUACCACUCACACAAAAACGAAGCAAGAAACUUCAGCCAGGUGAAGUCCGCGUUGAACGCGACCCGGAAACCGGAAAAAUUCUGCGAGUCAUCAGCGGGGAUAACGAGGAGGAUGAAAUCGUCGAAAUCGCGGGGCGGAAACGAAGAAGAGAUAACCCCCUCAACGACCCGCUAGAGGAUCUGCCAGAGGACACUGAGAUGGCUCUUGAUGGCCUUAAUGGCACCACGUCAGCCUUUGAUGUUGUAGCGGAGCUGGAGAGACAAGCUGCUGCUCAGGAGGAACAGUUGAAAAACAAGAAACCGAGGCAUCAGAGCAAGAGGGAAGAGGAAUGGCUUGAAAGAUUAGUACAGAAAUACGGCGAUGACACUGCCCGAAUGGCAAGGGAUAGGAAGCUCAACCCCAUGCAACAAACCGAGGCAGACAUUGGAAGGAGGCUGAAAAAAAUGAAGGCUAGACAGGAGCAAGAAUAG
Molecule: messenger RNA, 738 nt
Organism: Nannizzia gypsea CBS 118893
Lineage: Eukaryota; Fungi; Ascomycota; Eurotiomycetes; Onygenales; Arthrodermataceae
Product: 66S preribosome component NOP16
Exons: 2
Coding region: 1-738 (245 amino acids)
Biological process (GO): ribosomal large subunit biogenesis
Cellular component (GO): nucleolus
Source: RefSeq, a predicted model, not a curated record